AUGAUGAAUUUCCUUGCAUUGAUCCCUUCAUUUGGGAUAAUAGCCAUAGCCCAUUUGUUACACCAUGGAUUUACAGAAGCCACUCCAACAUUUAUGUACAUGCCAAAACCCAAAGGAACUGUUAAAACCAUCAAGACUUUAAACGAAGAUAUUAUCGAUUGUGUUAAUAUUUACAAACAAAUCAGUUUCGACAAUCCAUUGAUUAAGAGCUCGCAGCUCGAUCUUAACUUGGAGCAGAUGAAAAGGGAUAACUAUAUCCCCAAGAUUGUCCAGGACUGGCAUAUAUAUGGAGAAUGCCCAUUUCAAACAGUCCCUAUUCUAAGAUCCCGUAGACGUCAAACUUCCUCGUUUCAUUCACUUCCAGCCAUCAAGAAUGUUGCAAUUAAGAAGCAUGAGUAUGCAAUGGUAUCGAAUAAAAAAGGAAACUACUAUGGAGGUUCUGCAAGAUUCAGUGUAUCGAACCCUCGAACAGAGGAAGGUGAUUUCAGUUUAGUGCAACUUUGGCUCGUAACUGAUCUUGGCAAACCGAAAUCAAACUCUAUUGAAGCCGGUUUGAUAUACGAUAACCUAGUUUAUGCGGCAAUGCAGAAUAAUGGCUAUAACGGUACAGGAUGUUAUAAUCUCAUAUGCCCUGGCUUCGUGCAAACAAGCCAAACAUUUGCCAUCGGCGCGCCCCUACCGAUAAAUUCCAAAUUGGACAAUACAAUAUUGACCGAGAUACAAAUUUCUGUCUAUAAGGCAAAUCAAACAGGUGACUGGUGGCUCAAAGUGCAAAAUGAAACGAUAGGAUAUUGGCCACAUGAUAUUUUCAGCAAUUUAGGUGCAAACGUCAAUCAAAUUUUAUGGGGCGGAGAUGUCUACUCAAAACCAAAACCUUCACGUCGUGGGUUCCACACGACUACUCAGAUGGGCAUUGGGGCAUUUCCUAGACAUUACAAAAUAGCUAGUCAUGUCCGCAAUCUUCAAGUCAUGAAGGAGCCAAACAAAUGGAAGACUCCUUAUCAUUGGUCUCUUAAAGAAAUUGAUCUUAGAAGGAAGGGGAAAGCUCUUACCGGGUUCGUUCACGAGAAAACAGAGAAGAGAGCUGAGAGGACUAUCAAAUCCAAAAAUCUUCUUCCGAGCAACAUCCAUUCUGACAAGAUUCCCAAAGAGAAAGCUUGUUCAGUUCAUGGGAACACCCCUAGUGAUAGCAACCAUUUUCUGAAAGACUUUCGUACAAUACUUACUUUCAUCAUCGAAAUCAUUAGGUUAGGAGGAGUGGUCGAGAAAUCAUCAAUACCUUCUUUUGGAAGACGGAAGAACGCACCAAAAGAUUCUUCUGAAAUACAGACCAUCAGGCCCAUUACAGCUCCAGCAAUAACACUGUCUUGA
This is a messenger RNA of Impatiens glandulifera, 1371 nucleotides long. RefSeq lists its product as uncharacterized. The record is from RefSeq and is a predicted model, not a curated record. Lineage: Eukaryota; Viridiplantae; Streptophyta; Magnoliopsida; Ericales; Balsaminaceae. Bases 1 to 1371 code for a protein of 456 amino acids. The transcript has 8 exons.